This is a messenger RNA of Notechis scutatus (mainland tiger snake), 2009 nucleotides long. Lineage: Eukaryota; Metazoa; Chordata; Lepidosauria; Squamata; Elapidae. The record is from RefSeq and is a predicted model, not a curated record.
GUAGACCGUGGUUCUAGGAAUCCAAAGUUCCUUUGAUGGCACCACCCUUUAAGACAGUGGCUUAUUUCAAAAGUUCUGUCUUUGGAUGUUUACCUUUUGUUGGGAGCAGAUUAAAAACACCACCUGUGUUCCCAUCUCUUUGGCUUUCCUUCUUAGCGGCUCAUAGUCUCUUGAUAUUGUUUUCAGGCUCUUUGUUAUACCGUUCAUUCUCACAUGAAAGAGGACAAAAAGGAAUAAUAAUCUCUGGACAAUUAUUUUAGCACACCUCUCAAUCUUUGAUCUUUGCUCCUGGGAGACAGCAUACUUCUCUAGAUAAGAUUGUCUGGUCUACAAAACUGAGAUUUUGUUCCCUGGAACAGUGAGUCUCUUAUCAACAACAGAAACGGGUUUUUUUCCCCUGAGGAAGUCUAGUCUACUUUUUUUCCUCUCAUAGGUGACAUCUGAUGAUGUCCUUUCUCCAGAAGUCUGCAUACUUUCAUACAAGGGGAGGCUUUGAAGUUGAUGGUUUAGCUCCAGCAGGGCCGGACUGGAUUACCUGGAUAACGUUCUUUAUUUUUUGAGAGCACGGGACCCUUCUGGUAGCAGAAUAUAUAGCCAAGCCAUAAAACAUAACAGAAUUCAAAUAAUUUCAUCUGAAUUUAAACUGGGAAUGGCUAUUAAUGAAACACAGAGUUGUUUCAAAUUGUGAUAUGUAGCAAUGCAGGCAUGUUCAUAAAACAUGCCUUUUUUCACAGAAGAAAAAAGUAAACAAGGUAUACAUUUAAUGGCUUUAUUUACUGCUUUACAGAACCUUCCAACACAGGUGAAAUUGCAGCAAAAAAGGAAGAGCAAACUUUGAAUGAUCUUGUGAAUCUUUUGCAAGAUGUGGUAAAAAAUAUCCCCACAGAACUUGUAUUGUCCAGUGAACCACCAGCAACUAUUUUGGCACCCAGGCUAGUAACUUCUCCAUCCGUAGCAAUGGACACUGUUUGGGUGAAUGUGAACCCCACAAAUAGUGACAAGUCCAGAACAAUUGCCUUGAUGAAAAAGAAUACUCCAACUACAACAGCCUUUUGGAAACUCAGAAAUGACGCGUCUGCAUCUGUUAUCCUGCAUUCCAACCCAAGUCCCUCAGAAUAUCUCCCAAGUGACACAAGUGAGUCUGUUAUUCUGAUUUCUGAAGAGCCAAAUCCAGGAAAUACACUGAGCACCAUUUCAGUUCAGUUGGAAAAAGAAGCAACCACUAAGAAAGAAGCUCCACCUAUAACAGAAAUGAAGUUGGACAUAGAGCUGCCUUCCUCCCUCUCAUCUGAAGCAUCUGAGACAGAGAUAAAGCUGGACAUAGAUAUCACUCCUUCCUCGUCAAGUGUUCCACCCACCACACAGGUGGAGAUAGACGUAUCUCCUUCCCCAUCAACAACUGCAUCUGUACCAGAAGUGGACAUCAUUUUGCCUGCAUCUGAGUCUCCUCCAGAAAAGAAAGCAGAAGACACAGAGAAAGAAAUGGGGAAAUUAAAAGCAUUUAUUAAUUUAUUAUAUGGCUUUAGUCCUGAAUUAACUGAAUAUGCAGAGAAUUCACCACAUAAAAAGAUGGCUCAGGAUAUUGUUGAAAGAUCAAUGGAAGUCCUUGAUGCCAUAAAGAGUGUUUUUUGCGGAAAUCCUAAAAAGGAAAGUAAACAGAUUUUGAAGCAGUUGUUACAGAAAGACAUGGAGCUUGUAAGACAAGCCAUGAAGGGGAAAAAAGCCUCUUAAGAUACAUUUACUCCUUGGCAUUGUAGGUUUUUAUGAACAAUCAAGAGGUCUGGUUUCUUAAUUGUAACAGCAAUUGAAAUACACCUGUAGCCAUUUUCAUGCCUGAAAUUAAAUGUUUGUUUUUAAAUAUUUUUGUUUUCAUUUUUUUUCUUUGAAUUGACAUCUAUUAUUAAAGAUUAAGGAACAAAUAAUUAAUUUAACAGUUGUAUGUUAAAGGUCAUUUCAGAAAAUUCUGUUCUUGUCAUUGGAUUAACUGAACAAUUAUUUACAGUUCUUGC